This is a messenger RNA of Carica papaya (papaya), 522 nucleotides long. Lineage: Eukaryota; Viridiplantae; Streptophyta; Magnoliopsida; Brassicales; Caricaceae. The record is from RefSeq and is a predicted model, not a curated record.
AACGAGGCGACCAGACCCAGAAAGAGCAUAGAGCCCAAAUGACUAGGACAGACUGUCAUGAGCUAUUUCAUCUCGUCCGCCCAUUUAGCUCUAGGUACAGCACGAGAAAAAGAAUUACAUGCACUUCAUUCAAAGUGAGCCACAAGGAUCAAUGUGGAGGAGGAUGCACCAUUUAUAGGCUUACAAGAUUUAUUGGCUAUUACGUGUUAUCUUGGCCAUUUACCUAUGUCGGUGCCUCUCUUGGUGGUAACACGGGUUCUUUCUUGGACCAGCUGAUGAAAGGGUUGGGUGUUGUAGGGACCCCGGUUUAUUCUCUCUGGAUAGAAGGGUUAUCCUUAUCAAGGCUUGUUUAUCAAGUAUUCCCUAUAUUACCUCUCGCUCUUAAGAUCCUUUGGAGGUGGCUUCUAAAGUUGAGAGAAUCAUGAGGGAUUUCUCAUGAUGUCCGUGGGAGAGUCUUCAAGAGACAAUCUGGUGAGUUGGGAUAUGCAUUCUCUUCUUAGAAAAGAUGGUGGCUUAGACAUU